AUGACUUCUUUUGCGCCAUCAGUUUUGGGUUCAGAUAAUAUACCAAAAGCUGAAUCAUAUAUUCGUGAUGCACUUAAGCAAUUUCCCGGAUCUGAUUUCUUUUCAUUUUUUGAAGGGCGUAAUCUUCGAUUGAAACGAGAAAUAGAUGCGUCAACGAGUUCAUUCAAGUCGGUUAACCAUCGUCUUUCCACAGGAUUUGGAGCUGAACUAAGAAGAUUGUGUGAUUAUGAGUUGGGAAUGAAUUAUUCAAUGACGUUACAAUGGGAUAACGCUUUAGAAUGUUUUAAUAAUCUGGCAAAUGAAAAUUAUUGGAGCCCAGCUUUUUUCCGAUAUUUCCAAGCUGCUUGUCUUGAGAUGUUGAACAGGAAGGACGAGGCCAUCGCGUUGUACAAGGAAGUACCGACAUUGUCGGUACGUAAAUUUGGCGGAAGGCAAAUACUAGUAGAGCAAUAUGUAACGCGUAAAGUUAAACAAUACACGUCUAAAGAUUUCAAAAAUACUUUAUUGCCUGGUUUAGAAAUACUACUUAUAUGGAACGGAUUUGCUAGUAUGAAAGAACAAAGUUUAAUCACUUGCUUGGAAAUAGUUGAUUCGAGAUUGGUGAAUUUGGGCAUUAAUAAAAAAAAAUCAUCAUCGGUCUACACAAUAGAUUCACAUGCAAUAUUGCUUUUGAUAAAAGGAUCAAUACUAAAUCAACUUGGCAAAUAUACAGAAGCUUAUCACUGUUUCAAUUGGAUAUUUGAUCAUAAUGAUAAAAUUGAUGAAGAAAAAUACAUUUUGCCAUUUACAUACUGGGAAUGGGGAGUUGGGUUAUAUUUGAAGGGUAAAUAUGAUAAAGCAAGGUUGGCUUGGGAAGAAGCAUUAGAGUUCAAUGGAUAUGAAUUUGAAUUUAGGCUUGCAAUGAGAUUGCAUUUAUCAUUUAUGAAAUUAAAUGAUAUUUUACCAGAAAAAAAGAAAAAAUCUUUUAGCUUCAUGUAUUGA
Messenger RNA from Entrophospora candida, 981 nucleotides. Lineage: Eukaryota; Fungi; Glomeromycota; Glomeromycetes; Entrophosporales; Entrophosporaceae. The record is from the annotation of a GenBank genome assembly.